CGUACACACCAGGCAAGAGAAAGUAACUGACGUGCAACAAGUACAGAAGCCAUGGGAAGUUUGAACGGGACUGCUGAUGACGUCACGGGGCUGACAGCCAAUCAGAUCGAUCACAUCCGGGACAGCUGGCAGGUGGUCAUGAAGAACAAGAGAGCCAACGGGUUCGCCAUCUUCAGGAUACUGUUCACAGACUACCCGUUCACGCGGAAGUUGUUCAGGAGUAUGGACCAGGUGGACAUCGACGUCCCGGAACAGUUUGAGAAGAACAUCGCCCUGCGCGCUCACAUCACGCGGUUCCUCGCUAGCUUCGGCACCUUCAUGGCGGCUCUGGACCAGCCGGAGGACCUACAACAGCUGCUGUACGAUACCGGCAAGAGCCAUCUCAGGCACAGCGUCAAGCCGGAGUACUUCGACGCACUUGGAAAUGUCCUUAUGAAGGGGCUGGGCGCGGUUCUUGGCGCAGACUUCACGGAGGAGGUGCAGGGCGCCUGGGCAGCCGCAUGGGGCUUCUUCGUCACCCACUUAAAACACGGGCUGGAGGACGCGAUACGCCACCGUGCGGAGACAAACGGAAAUGCAGCAGGGACAGGUGAAUAGGCUGCCACCAGAUACAGGCAGCAAAAGCCAUGGAGGAGGGAAGAGCGGGUUUCCAACAUCAAGACACAACAAAUAGGCACCAAAUUACACCAUGGAUAAACUUACUGCCUCUGGUCAUUCUCCUGUGCAGGGCCACUUCUCCACAAAUACUCCAUGAAAGUUCCAUGCUGAAAGCUUCUUUCCUAGAACUACAUCAUUAUGGAACAAGCUUCCCCGAGAAUGCUCCCCAAAUGGGUACAACCCUGAACUUUUUAAGUCUAAGGUCAACAAAUAUCUGUCCUCAAAGUUCCCUAAUGUAAUCCAAAACAUGUAUUACUAAGUGGUUCGUUACGUAUGAGCCUUGUUUGGAGGUGAAAAUUUAAGUAAAUUUAAAAAAAAAAAUGUUAUGCCUUGAUUGGUCAAAUUUCGGCAAAUGUCAGCCUAUCAGAGAAUUGUAAAUACGUGUAUGACUGGGUAAUGCCAAAUAAGGUAAACUCAUUAACAUUUUUAAGAGUCUUCAGAUGAGACGUGGUCAUAUUAGCAUGUCGGCAGAACGUACUGCACCUGCACGAAACCCGUAAUGUAUUGUACAUAGCAUUUCGGCAGAAUGUCUCAUAUAAGGUUGUAUU
This is a messenger RNA of Branchiostoma belcheri (Belcher's lancelet), 1205 nucleotides long. Its product is annotated as cytoglobin-1-like. Bases 52 to 597 code for a protein of 181 amino acids. The transcript has 6 exons. Lineage: Eukaryota; Metazoa; Chordata; Leptocardii; Amphioxiformes; Branchiostomatidae. Gene Ontology annotation, molecular function: oxygen binding; heme binding. The record is from RefSeq and is a predicted model, not a curated record.